GUGUGGCAACGUCGAACUUUUAAAGCAAAAUUGUUAAGGCUGGUUUCAUAUUUUUUAUAAAAUUUAAGGGAUUUUUCUUGAAUAAAAAGAAAUUGAGUCUGGAUAUAUUACCAAUUAUAUUUUAAAUUCUGCAUUUUUUAAACCUAUCGAGCUUGCUUUUCUGGAAAUGCUGAUUUAUAGAUUAAAAUAAAUGGGUCACGUUGCCUUGAAAUGUUUAGUGUAUGGAAGCCUUAAUAGCCACCUGCACGCAUGCGCCGUCUUUGACGUCUUGCAACACCGCAUUCAAAGUGAACAUGGUGGUGACGGUUUUGCCGUUACACCGCUGAAAUAAAACCGUAUUUUCCAACAAUCUCAAAGUGUAUUUCAAGUUGUCUCAGUUUAUGUUGUUAUUGAUUGUGAUUUGCGAUGUUCAAAACGAAAUCCGAAGUGGACAGGCAUGUGGAUAACUCCCUGAAAAAGAUCAACAACGAAACAGAGAGAAAUCUAAGAUGCUUCUCCUUUGCCAAAUUGUAUUUCCAAGUGGGUGAUUACGAACAUGCCUGUCGUUAUAUUUCCUUGUACUUGAGUGUAAAGCCAAAAUCAGCCGAAGGUCAUCAGCUGUUGGGAAAAGCUCUGGAAAAAUUGGGGAAAAAGGAAAAUGCCCUUGAAGCUUACAGGAAAAGUUUGCAGCUUGAUUCAAAGCAAAACAAUCUUGUUAUUAAAGUGUGCGAAUUGCUGGCAUCCGACGACGUAGACAUGGACAAAGCCGGCGCCAGGUACUACUGCGACUUGGCUCAGUCGUUCGACCCGCACAACUCGGCGGUUUUCAAUUUGAAAGAGCGCCUGAUAACCGCGGAAAACGCGAACCCGUCCGACGUCUCCAAACUGCUCCUGGACGAGCUGGAGAACCGCCCCACCGACGUCGGCCUGCGCGUGCGCCUGCUGAAGCACUUCCUGCACAACAACAUGACCAAAGAGGCGUACAAGCACGCCAGCGAUGUGGAAGGUAAAGACGUGGGGAUUUUUCAGAACUCCCUCGGGUGGUACGAGGCGUUCGCGGAGGUUUUAGUGAGGUACCAGCGGGAUUUGUCGUAUAGUUCGUCCAUAACUUGGGAGUUUUGGUUUCUCUCCGUGAGCGUUCUAGACAGGCUUGCAGCUCUAAGUCUCGACGACCACGUGGAGAACAUGAAAAGUCCGUCGGAGUACUUAACGAUCCUCUUCAACUUCGAUCAAACUCUGUGCAAAGCUUCGCAAAAUAUCUCCGCCUGCCCCGACAGGCAACUCAGUCAGCUCUUUCUCAACCAUUUUCACGCUCAGCUGUACUUCCACCUGGCCACGUGUCUCUUCAAGCAGGCCAAGAAGGACUUCAUGCAGUUCAAGGAGGUCUCGAACGUGACGCUCCCUUUGCUGCUGGCUUCGUACCAUUCUCAACCCCCCGACAUUAACGGCGUUUGGCUGAACAACUCUCCGGAAUCUAAGCGGAAAAUGGUGCGAAAAUGGCAUCAACAAGCGGCUUACAGGUGCUCGCAGAGCGGCCACGUGCUCUUAGCCGCGAUGAAAGACAGAAAGUCGAUAAUCCUGGAGAAGGCGUCGCAAUAUUCCACCGGCAUGUGGCGGGAACAGCUAUUUAAAAGACUGUUCGUCAUGAGAGAUCAACACCAAAAAAUGAACACCAGUUACUUCGUGAGCAGCCCCGAUUUGCUCGAGCCGACGAUAAAAAUGCCCGAGCACGCGGAUCUACUGCAUUACGACGAAAUCGCUCAGCUAAACCACCCGGACUCUUUGCACCACCACAUCUGGAUCUCCUUGAACAACGACCUCCCCAAAGUCGCGCUGAAGUGCUUCGAAGGUCUGAGUUACUCCGUCAAAAACCUCAACAACUGCGCGGCCGAGUCUUUGAGCGUUCUGGACGUGCAGGCUUUCGUGUACUGCGCCGCCUUGUGCGCCAAAUCCAAGAGAGACGCGAACCAAAAAAUGAUGUACUACAGCAACGACAUGCCGAGCGUCUUGCCGGCGAACAUAACGGAGAAUCUGGGCACUCUAAACCAAUCAAAGUUCCUAACGGCCGCCUAUAAAAUGUACAAGAACGAGCACGCCUUCAACACCGGAGAAAUCCGGUUGCUGCUCAUUAAAGGCAUCGAGGUCGUGAGAUGCGUCGGUCAUCACGGUUUGGACGUCAAGAUGUUGGUGAAACUAGCGAAUAUUUUCGAAGAACGAUCCAAAAAUCUCACCAAACAUUCCGAGGUUGAGUUUAACGACGCCCGCGCCGAGUUGUACUGGAAAACGGCCUUACCGCUGCUGGAAAAAAUUAAGAACAACCAGGCGGUAAUAUACCCGUCCAACAGGUUGUUCGAGUACAAAAGUAAAGAUUUAACGAUGAGCGAAGUCGCGAAUUACAUAGACAAAGGCAAGUUGUUCACCGCCGUGCAACUUAUGAAGAAGAAGGAGUACGACAAGGCGUUGCACGUCUUCGAGCCGCUCAAAGAUCCGUACGCGAGCUACCAUCAGUCGCACAUAUACAAACUGCUGGCCGACCAGAAGACGAAUCAGAACAAAGAGAACCUCACGUCGGAAAUGCGCAGUCAGAACAUCAUACUGCUCUCGAAAGCCAGAGAUUGCUUGUACUUGACGCUGGAUCGGCUCAGAGAGCCGUCGGUGGACAGAUCGCACCCGCUCAACACCCAACUGGGGACGGAUAUAGAAAAAAUCGAGAGGUUGUUAUCGAGAAUCGACCCGGACUGCACCAAUAGAAACGAGUGCGACGGCAUGUCGGACGAAAACGUCUCGUCUGAUAGCGCCGGUGAACACUACUUGACGAGCCUUUCCAUUCACCACAACAGCUACCACAACACUCCGAAACACGACGCGCAUAACAACCACUCCACCCCGUACAAGAUGGAGUUGAACCGCAGAGAAGCCCGUCCGAGUCCCGAGAGAUUGGACGCUCAGCUGCGCCAAAUGGCGGCCACCAAAGACACGGCGGUGACCAGCAUCCUGGAGCAGAACAAAUUGAUGGUGGACUCGCACAGAAGCCUGCUCGAAGAGCUGCGCAGCUUCAAGGACGCCGUCAACAACCUCACCUCCACGGUGGAGGAGCUGAAGAGCAUCAAGUCCGGCAUGGAGGAGUUGAAGGAAAUCAAGACGACGGUGACGGACUUGAAGCACUCGGUGAACGAUUUGCAGAGCGUCGUGGAUAUCGUGAAGGAGAUGCGUAAAGACAUCAACGAUUUGAAAAAAGAUAAUACCGGCGGUAAAAACCCGCAACUCUCAGAGGAGGAUCUCUACGUGCUGGAUCCCGACUACGGCGUCGAUUACGGUUUGAACGCCAACUUGGGGCAGUACAAUCCGAACCUCUACCAAAAUUAUCAGGGGAGGUUGUCCGGAGCGAACGCUUUGAACCCUGGGAAUCUUCCUACUUCCUACGGAGCCCUGUACCCAGGGCUUUACCCGCCCAUGGCUCCUUACAUGGCGGCCGCUUAUGGCGGCGCUCUAAUGCCGCAAGCACCGUUCGUGCCGGAUCAGCAACUGCAGGGUUUCAUGGCGCAACAAUCGAGCAGUUUGGGUAUCGGCAUGCUGACCGGUCAAGGGUUAUCGCAGCAAAUACCCCAACAACCCACGAAUCUUGUCAAAGAACCGCCGAAAGCCAUUCUUUCAACGUUCACUAGCACAACGCAGGCAGCAUUCCCAUCUAUGUCUCCGCUAUCUAAAACCCCCUCAGCCCCUUCCAAUUCGAACGCGAAUAGUACCAAAACUGCCCCCGCUAAUGUGGUCAUAACCUCGUCCGAUCCUUUACCCACCAACACGACUCCGGUAGCUCAGCCCGUUCUAUCCGUGACCAUACCGCCGCAGCACAUCAAGGGCAACAAACCGCAGCAACCUCACAACUACCAAAUCUCGCUGCCUUCGAGCGUCAGCGGAAUCGCCGCCACCCCCUCGAUCCUGAGCAAACCGCCCCCUAUCGUCGACACGCAGAGCAUGCUGUCCGACGUGGCGCCGCCGAUGUUUUCCGCCGUGUCGCCCGCCAAAACGCCGUCCAAGAACGUCAGUCUGGGCUUGAGCAUCGAGAAGAGUUUAGACAAGACGUUCAGCCCGAACAAAAGUAACGCUUCCGUCGACGAGCACGAUCCCUGCCCGGACUUCAAGCCGAUCAUACCGCUGCCGGACGAGGUUCCGGUGACCACGGGCGAAGAAAACGAGACCGUGCUGUUCUGCGAGCGCGCAAAACUCUUCCGCCACGUCAACAAGGAGUGGAAGGAGCGCGGCGUGGGCAACGUGAAGAUCCUGCAGCACAAGGAGUCCGGCAAAAUCAGGGUGCUGAUGCGUAGAGAUCAGGUCCACAAAAUAUGCGCCAAUCAUUUCCUCACCGCGGACAUGAGCAUGUCGCCGAUGGCGAACAACGAUAGGGCGUACAUAUGGGCCGCGCAAGACUUUACCGAUGGAGAAAUGACCGUCGAAAAGUUCUGCAUCAGGUUUAAGACGUCGGAGGAGGCUAAAAAGUUCCACAGCGCCUUCGAAGAUGCCAAGGGGAGGUUGUCCGAUAAACCGAAACCAGCGCCUAAGAACCUCUUCGCGACAACAAGCAAUAAACCUGCUGUUUCCGAAACACUCGGAGGUUUCGUCUUCAGCAGCACCCCAUCGUUUAAACCCAAAGAAGUGGCGCCAAUAACCACGGUGGCGGUUUCCACGCCGACCGUGGAACCGGUUAAACCGAGUCCCUUCUCUAACUUCUCCUUCGCAAACGCUAAAACAACGACGAGUGGUAACUUGUUCGGCAACCUGAAAACCGAUCCGAUCUUCUCACCAACAACAACGACAACCACAACAACCCCGCAGAAAAAGGAUUCGGAAAGCGAAGAUCGCGUGGAAGAUUUCGUUCCCACCGCGGAAUUCGCGCCCGUAGUCGCUCUGCCCGAAAUAGUGGACGUCAAAACUGGCGAGGAAAACGCCGAAGUCCUGUUCGAAAGCAGAUCGAAGCUCUACAAACUCGUGACCGCGGACGGCGCGAAAGAAUGGAAGGAACGCGGCGUCGGCGUCAUAAAGAUCCUCAAGGAGGACACCGUGCGUUUGGUGAUGCGAAGGGAUCAAGUGCACAAGGUGUGCUUGAACCACCAGGUGCUCAAAAACAUGAUUUUCAAGGUCAACGAGCAGAAUCCCAAGGCGGUGUUCUGGUCCGCCAAGGAUUUCUCCGAGGGAGAGCUGACGUCCGAGACUUUCACCGCGAGAUUUAAAUCGGAGGAGCUGGCGGGGCAGUUUUUGAAGACGUUGCACACCGCGCAGGCGUCUCUCAACGAAUCGAACGUGAUCUCGAAUAAGCACCACAAACCCGCCGUCGAGUCCAAAUCGCCGGGUUUGCUGGACAAACACAAGCCUCCGAAAGGAAACUGGGAGUGCAAAAAUUGCUACAUCUCCAACGAAGCGAAGUAUAACCAUUGCGUGGCGUGCGAAACCCCGAAGAACAAUUCGGUCAAAGAAACUAAGGAUUCCGGCGAGUCGGGCUCCAAUUUUUCGUUUGGUGCCGCCAAGACCCCCGGUGCAGGCUCGUGGGGGGCGCAAUUCAAACCCGCCGAAGGCUCCUGGGAAUGCCAGAUGUGUUUCGUGAGAAACGACGCGAGUAAAGCGAAGUGUUUGAGCUGCGAAACGCCAAAGGACGGUUCCGCACCGGCCACUACCGCUAGCACCAUUAAAGGCAUUAAUUUGGAUACGCCCGGUCAGAAGUUCAGUUUCGGGGUGCAACCGGCUGCGCAAACCCCUGCGGCAGGGUUGAUAUUCGGACAAAAUCUGCCUGCAGUUAAGCCUGAGACUAAAGGUUUCGGUGACGCUUUCAAACCUAAAGUGGACUCGUGGGAGUGUCAGCAAUGCUUCGUGAGAAACGAGGGCAGCGUUUUGCACUGCGCUUCCUGCGAGAGCCCCAAAGACGAUACCGUACCCAAGAAGGAAGCCAGCAAGGGUAUAAGUUUGGAUACUGGCGGGAUGAAGUUCAGCUUUGGAGUUUCUCCUGCUGCAGCAAGCAUUAGCACGCCUCCGCAACAACAACCGUCGUUUUCGUUCGGGAAACCUAAUAUUUUCGGCGCGGCAACCGGUAGCCCCUUCUCGUUCUCGCCUGCGGUAACCGAAGCGACAAAGCAAACCCCGAUCGGUAAAUUCACGUUCGCACCUGCCGCCGACAAAGCGGAAGAGAAAAACGACGGGAAGUUCGUGUUCGGCUCGCCGACCAAGCACGAGUUCGAGUUCACGCCUCGCUCGCCGAACCGCCGCAUCAGCUCGGGCCAGGGCGACGAGGAUUCAGACGGCAGCUACGCGGAAGAGGAGGCCGACAAUAUCUACUUCAAACCGGUGAUCGCCUUGCCGGACAAAAUCGACGCCAAAACCGGCGAGGAAGAGGAGGAUUCUCUGUACGUGCAGCGCGCCAAACUGUACAGGUUCGUGACUGGCGAGUGGAAGGAGAGAGGCAUCGGCGACCUCAAGAUUUUGAAGAGAACGGAUAACGGAAAGUUGAGAGUUUUGAUGCGUCGCGAGCAAAUCAUGAAGAUCUGCCUGAACCACGUGCUCACCAAGGACGUCGAGUACCGUCCCAAGGACGACAAGACGUGGCUGUUCCACGCUGCCGACUACUCGGAAGGCGAGAUCAGCCGCGACCAGUUCUGCCUGCGCUUCAAGAGCGCCGAGUUGGCCGCGGAAUUCAAGGCCGCCGUCGACGAGGCGCUGGGCGGCGCCUGCGCAGACGUUUCCAUCGAAAAAGUACCGACUCCAAACGAAUCGGACGACGACGUUAUAAUACUGGACGAACCGAUUAACCCCGAGGAAAUAAGCGAGGCGAAACGCCUUCAACUGCCCUACACUUUCUUCCAGUACCGCAAAAAGAACGAGUACUGCACGUGCGCGCAAUGCCUCAAAGACGACGAGUACUUUAAGGGCACCGAGUUCGCAUCUCACACCCCUGCCACGACCAAAUUUACCGGCAUCACCCCUCAGGUUAGCAGUACUUCCACUACGCCGUCGAUAUUUUCCUUUUCUACGGCUUCUAGCGCUCCAGCUAGUGUUUUUGGUGGUAGUACUGCUAGUAGUACGCCCGGGGGUUUUUUCAGUUUUGCGACUAAGUCUCCCGCUGUAAAUACCGCCGAAACUGAAAGUAAUUCGUCCCUUAAGAGUCUGUUGUCCACGCCUAGUACUCUAGGGAAGAAUAGUGGCAAUAUUUUCCAAACGCCUAGUGCACCGAGCAUUUUCGGUUCUAAGUCGAUCUUUGGUGGUUCAACCGCUUCAGCCACGCCAGUAUUCGGCGCUUCCGGCGGAAGUAUUUUCAGUACAAACGUUACCCCAUCCAACACCAGCAUUUUCGGCGGCGGUAGCACUCCUUCCUCCGACGUGUUCGGUUCCCCGUCUCUAUCCUCCGUGACUUCGGCGACGUCCAUCUUCGGGCAGAGCAAAGCCCUGUUUGGCAACGCCGCGAGCGCCACCAGCAGUAACGCGAGCAUCUUCCAGUCUUCCGCUGUUGCCAAGCCGGCCACUAACAUUUUCGGCGGCGCUGUUACCGUGUCGGGCGAGACCACCAAGUUGAAGGAGAGCGACGAGGUCGUGCUCAAGUGCAAGUCCGAGGUCAGUUUUGCCACUCUGGCGGCCAACACUGCCCCCGAAGCCAAGCCUGCGUUCGCCGCAAAAGAGGAUGGCGGUACCGCCCAACCAUUCUCGUUCCUCGGCGCCGGCGCCCCGGUCUUCGGCGCCACCACCAUCAAAAAGGUGGGCAACAAGAACAAAUCUCUGAACGCCGAGGAGGUCGAGGAAGCCGAAGAAGCGGCCGAGCAGAGCCAAACCAACGAGGAAGAAUACGAUCCGCACUACGAACCGAUAAUCCCGAUGCCCGAAGCCAUCGAAGUGUCGACCGGCGAGGAAGCCGAGGAGAUUAAAUUCAACGAACGCGCCAAGUUGUACCGCUACAACGCCGACACCAAAGAGUGGAAGGAGCGCGGCGUGGGCCAGAUAAAGAUUCUGUACCACCCGGAAAACGCGACUUACCGCUUGAUUUUGCGCCGCGAGCAGGUGCACAAAGUUGUGCUCAACCAGCUGGUGAGAGUUGAUCUGGACCUGCAGCCGAUGAGCACCAGCGACAAGGCGUGGAUGUGGGCCGGCUACAAUUACGUCGAGGACGAGGCAAGAUUGGAAAAACUCGCGGUGCGCUUUAAAACCUCCGAGCUAGCGCAGACGUUCAAGGAGGCCAUGGAUUUGACGGUGUGCAAGGUGAUCGAGAUCAACAACAGGAAGUUGUCGCAGAUUCCCACCACGGUUGCGGAGCUCGCCGCCGGCGGAAGAGGUCAAGAGGGUUCUCAUCGGGGCGUCGUGGAGGAUUACGGCGACGAGGAGGAAGACGAGGACGAUGAUGAGGACGACGAAGACGAUGAGGACCAAAUAAGGUCGGUGAUGUAUGAGAGCGAAUCCACCGAUUUGCAGCUGUGGACGCAGAGCGAAGCUGGGCAGUGGUUGAAAGUGGGCGAAGGUAUGGCAGGCGUUUACUAUUACAACGACCUGUUCGCUGCCAAGGUUAACUUCGUCGACAUCGACAGCGGCGAGUGCCUGUCGACGACUCUAGUCGGUUCGAAUACCUACAUGGAGCAAAACGGAAACGAGUGCGUGUGGAAGGCCGUGGAGCGGGCGGACGAGACCGACUUGCAGUGGAAAAACUUGAAGGUCGCUUUUCCGGACGCGCGGCAAGCGCACGAUUUCCACAAGAGCUACCUAGAGGGCGUCACUUACGCUCAAGAGGUGGGGAUCUGCGACGAUCUGGACCUCGAUUACGAGGGCAACGAUUACGAGGGAAACGAUUACGAGUGAAACCUUUGAAAUAUUGAACCUAAGUUUAUUCUGAACUUUUAACUUUUCAAAUUAAUAUGUAUGUAUAUUUUAUGUUAGUUUUUAUAUUAUUAAAGUAAAUUUUUGGUUUAAGAAGUUGGU
This is a messenger RNA of Brassicogethes aeneus, 8922 nucleotides long. The record is from the annotation of a GenBank genome assembly. NCBI's taxonomy places the organism in Eukaryota, Metazoa, Arthropoda, Insecta, Coleoptera, Nitidulidae.